Messenger RNA from Sordaria macrospora k-hell, 1977 nucleotides. RefSeq lists its product as uncharacterized. The record is from RefSeq and is a predicted model, not a curated record. NCBI's taxonomy places the organism in Eukaryota, Fungi, Ascomycota, Sordariomycetes, Sordariales, Sordariaceae.
AUGGAUCUAGACGGACAGGAACAGCACUCCUCUCCAUUCAUCGACAGUCUAGAAGACGAUCGUUUUGAUCCAGAUUCGGAGGACGACUACAUUGCCACCUCCAGCAUCUGCACACCUUUUCAGCACCUGCAGUUCCACCUCGACAUGACCAGUCCCCAGUAUCUGACGCCGAGCACACAUCACCCGAAGCGACUGCGUGUCCGCGGUCUAACGCUCCCCGGUUCGACCGCUUGUCCGAGCGGCCCACAUACUGUUGCCUACUCCCCCCCUGAGUUAGACUUGGGCCCAUUCAGUGUUUCGGGCAUUUCUUCAUUCAACUACCCAGCCACCGUCGAUACAACCCUUCUAACACCAAUUUCUGGCUCCGAGAGCCCCCCUUUAAACCAAAUGCCGUCCCCAAAGACGGAGGAUUACACCUCACAAUCAGCAAUGUCUCUCCAUGCGGUACCGACGCCUCCACACACAGGAAGGACUUAUUACAGUCCCUACGAAAGUCAGGAUUCCCCCUCAAUGUCCGGUCUCCCAUCAGUAACAGAAGCCCAUCAAUUCAAUCAGUCAUCCGCAUACAUGGCCUCCAACCCCCACCAUGCAAUUUCUCCCAAACCCGAAUUUCCGGGGCCUUCAGACCCCUACUUGGGUUCCUAUAGUGUCUCGACCUCUCAUGGUGGUGAGGUAUCGCAACACCCUUUUCCGGAAUAUCCUCACUUUCCGGGCGUGGAGGUAGAUCCCGCAUCUGGAUACAUGUAUAGAACGCAACAGCCUCACCCGAACAUCCAUGGAUCGCCAAUGGACCAUCGGAUGGCCUUCAACGGUCAAGCGCCUCAACUCACCCAUCCCAACCAUUCCCAGUACAGACCACAGACAACCCCAAGGAUCGCUGGGUUUGAUGAACUGCGUGGCGAUCCUACCAUGUUCCUAUCACAAUACCCUUCCCAUACACCAACAAUUGCUCCAUCGAAGCGGAAGCGACAGGAGAAGAGCAAGACUUCCAAGCCUGGGAAAGCAUCGUCUCGAACAUCAAAGGAGUCGCCGCGUCCAGGGUACACAGAUGGAUCGGCUGCUUAUCAAGAAGGGGAGGGUAAUAAGGAGGAGCUAAUCCUCCAUGAUGACGCACCGGAAGACGAUAAGUUCUUGUUCCAGCUCAGAAAGGAGCAUAUCUCUGAGAAGGGGAAGGGGAUGUGGGAAGAAAUGAAGGCCAAGUACUCGGAGAGGCAUCAUGGCAAUUGGGAAAAGGCGGCACUGCAAAUGAAGAUAUCGCGGGCUGUAGCCAAAUUUGGUGUGUGGCCAGAACAAGAGAUUCAACGUCUGAAAGAAGCCUUUUUUCAAGACGAAGAGAAGAGGUACCAACGCCUCAUUGCUCACAUGAAGGAGAAGGGUGGGUGCAAGAUCUGGGACUGGAAGCCUCAACACAUUUCGGCCAUGCUUAUCAAGUUGGGCCUUGAGGAUGCCAAAAUAGAAGAAAAGACGGGAACCCGCCGGCGCAAGAAGUUGGAGAAGCGAAAGCAUACCAGCUCGGCAUUGCAUGGAGGGGCUGCUUACUCUACACCACACCAAAACAUGGUGCCUGACUGGUCCGGUGGAUCGGUUGGUCUUGGUCUCCAUAAUGUUUUCCCCAACAAUCAUCCCCAGCAGCAAACCAUGGUGAACAUGGUAUCGACAACUCGACAGCCCUCCCAUGAGCAAUCUUUCUACGAGUUGAGGAGCGACGAAAGGUUUCCCCAACUUACUUCCGAACAGUACUAUGAGACUGUUGAGCAGAUAUUCAACGACCCAAGGCAUGUUGAUGAGGACGGGAUUUCAAGUCCCGGCUUCACAGACGUGGCAGAUCGCGAUGAGAGAGCGGCCAAUGUUGCGACUAGCAGCGCUCACAAUUCGCGGCCGCCGACAAGAGAUGAGCUAAGCAGUUACCAACAAGCCUCUAGCGCGAGGAUGGCACAGCAGGCGUGCGAACAACUGCUGCAAGGACGGCAACAAUAG